AUAAAAUUAACUUUGAACAUGUGUGGGUAGUUUUUUUCUCAAUUUAUUUUUCUGAUUUUCCAGGUGGAUGGAUAAAGUAGACCAAAGCAAGACAACGAAAUGAAAAUUUGCUUUAGAUUAAUGCCUCUCCAUCACAAACACAUUGGUCAUUAUGGGAUUGUCGUCAGAAAAGAAACCCGAAAAGGAAUGGGAGUAACAGCAGCGGGAGCAACAACAGGCACAGGAUUUGUGCAAGCCAGCCUUCCAUUCCGUAGUAACAAUGGCAACACAAACCCAAAGAGGACUAGACUUCACUCAACUUUUAUCACUACCUGUUGCAGUGCUUCCAAAGAGGGAGAUAACAGAGCAAUAUCAUCAUCGUUGUCAUCAUCCAAUUUAAUUAGCAGCGUGGGAAAGAGGCUUCAGAGCUAUUUGGACACUUAUAGAGAGAAGAACCCUCUUAAAACGAAUUCCAAUACCGAUACAGAAUGGGAUUGGGAUCGAUGGCAGGAGCAUUUUACAGAGAUGGAAAAAGACGAGGUCAUCAUUUCUGUUUUGAAGUCCCAACUAGAUGAUGCUGUAGGGAGUGAAGAUUUUCAGGAAGCAUUUCGGCUGAAAAAAGCCAUUGCAGCAACGAUGGCAAAGGACACUGUUGCUGAAGUUAUGUCUGAGCUUGAGAAAGCAAUAGAAGAAGAACGUUAUUUGGAUGCAGUACGACUCCGUGAUGAUGCAGGUGCGGGUCUGGUAGGUUGGUGGGUUAGUCUGCCACAAGGUGAAAAGGACCCAUAUGGUCGAAUUGUAAAAAUCUGUCCUGCACAGGGUAGAUUUGUGGCCGAAAGUUACAGUGCAAGGCAGUUGGCUGCUGCAGAAACAGGUGUACCUUUGUUUGAAAUCUUUGUAACUAAAUAUGGGGACCCUAGAUACAAACAGCAGGCAAUUUAUUUACAGCGUGCCAAAGAGACCUUAAACGAAUCUCUUCCAUCAUUAGAACCUUUAGAUGCUGAUCUUUUGGGUUCCUCAAAAAGCUCACUUGAAGGAGACCAAAAAUAUCAGAGUUUGGAAAUUUCUGCAGAUGUGGAAAAUGAAGGAGACAAGAGUGAUAACAAAGAUAAUAUGGAUGAACUGAAUCGUGUUCUAAAUUAUCUGAGACAUAGGAUACCAGGUAUAAAAUUCAAGGUUUUGAAAGUCAUUGCACCUGAAGGGGCGGAGAUGGACACAAAGAUAUUUGAACAGUUAAUACAGGAGAAUGAGGACGAGAAUGAUGAGAGCAAUUCUAGUGAAAGUUCCGAAGAUAAUGAAGAUGAGAUUAAAAUUGAAGGUGAUCUACAAGAUGAUAAAGAAACUAUUGAAGAUAUUGAUUUUGCAGAGAAACACAACGAAACCCCAUUCAAACUUGUGAUUGGCGGGGUUUUACCAAGUAGCUUAGAAGAUAAGGCUUCAAGAGUUGUCAAACGUGUUCCAGCCAAAAUAGAGUAUAGAGGGCGGGAUGCUUUUAUCUUCCAUAAAGCAGAAAAUGACAGUCAGGAGCCAUCUCUAAAAGAUGAACUAGAUAUGAAAGUGGCAAAAGUUGCAGCACAGUCAUCUUCAGACCUUGAGUUAUCAAAUGUUGUAAAAUCUCUGUGGAAAUCCAAAAAGAUUGGUUUAAAGGAACCCAAGGAUAUAGAGGAAAUAGUUGAAAUAAUUAAGCUUGCAUUUAGUCAAGCUCAGAAAAGGAAUGAUUUAUCUGGGAGCAGUAUGUUCCGGCGUUUAAAUGUUGCAGAGGCUAACUCAGAUCUGUUGAGCGGACUAUAUAUUGGGACUUUUGGUCACCACAAUUCAGAAGUGGUUCAGCUAAGGCGCACAUAUGGGCAUUGGCAGAACACAAAUGAAAGUCUGAGUGAAAAUUCUAAACUAGAAUUCUUUGAGUAUGUAGAAGCUGUAAAAUUAACUGGCGACCUGAAUGUACCUGCUGGCCAGGUUACUUUUCGAGCAAAAAUAGGCAAUACAAAUUCUCUAUCAAUUCGUGGAAUUUAUCCAGAGGAACUGGGAGUGAUUGCUAGGUACAAAGGCCAGGGAAGAAUUGCAAGGGCUGGUUUCCGUAAUCCACAGUGGAUUGAUGGUGAAUUAGUGGUACUUGAUGGAAAGGGUGGUGGUCUUACAGAAGGUGCACAACUUGGCUUUGUAUAUUGUGUGUCGGAAAAACACAUUCUUGUGUUAUUCAAUCGGUUGAAGCUUCAAUAAUGAGAUUUAGAUUUUUCAUUGUCCAUAUCCGCUAUUCAUUGCAAACAUAUUUUUAUAGAGGACUUGUUAUGGUCAAAGAUAUCUAGCUUCCUGUAUGCCAUAUUGUAUGAAUUUAAUUUUUUUUUUCUCUCGAGUACCUUGGGGAAAUUGAUCUUUUUAGGUAUGCAAGUCGGAUGCAGUACUUGCUAAUUUUAUUGCUUGGAUGGACUCCGAUGCAAAUUGUCAUCAGGCCUCUUUUACUAGGAACAUGAGAGAUAAGGAGUUCACAUGAAAUCAUCGCUUAGAUGAUUGAAUUCGAAUGUAAUUUAAUGGAUAAUACGAACCUGUAGAGCAUAUUCCAUUAGUCCUUGGAACAGUCUUACUGUUUGACAAUGAUUGUGAACAUGGAAUUUAGAGAUGUUAUAUUAUGUCUUCUAAUGAUAAAGGUUCCAAAUUUCUGUACAGUA
Cryptomeria japonica (Japanese cedar) is the source of this 2645-nucleotide messenger RNA. RefSeq names its product protein EXECUTER 2, chloroplastic. The coding region runs from base 100 to 2199 and encodes 699 amino acids. Gene Ontology annotation, biological process: singlet oxygen-mediated programmed cell death; response to singlet oxygen. The transcript has 11 exons. NCBI's taxonomy places the organism in Eukaryota, Viridiplantae, Streptophyta, Pinopsida, Cupressales, Cupressaceae. The record is from RefSeq and is a predicted model, not a curated record. Gene Ontology annotation, cellular component: thylakoid membrane.